AUGACUUCACGAACUUUUCCUCCGCCCCCCAAGUUGCCAAGCUUGUCAUCCUUUCGUUCUGCUGGCGAAAAUAACUAUUGCUCCUACAAUAAUUCUUUGUACUUACACUUCCUGUCAUCGUCACCUGUCCUCUCCAAAAGCCAUUGCUCGCUCCUAAAUCCGAACACAAUGACAAACUCCCGCCGUGCUCGAAAGAGACGCAGACAAGACUCUCCUACGGCAUUCAGACUGGAAGAUGGCCAACAUCCAAAAAGACUUGACUUGGAACAAGUGCCCGUCUACUCGAGAGACAAGGAGCUUGUUUCUCGUCUAGUCCGAGUCUACCAGACCUACGCGGGAUCUCUCUCUCAACAGGAGCAAAGUGAAUUUGUAAACAUGAUGCAGUCUGGCGACUAUAUGCUUCACAAGGGAGGCUCACCCCCUGUCCGAGCACCAAAGCAUCAUUUCUACAUACAAAUGUACGACAUUUCCAGCGCACUUUGGCUUCGCGAAGAAAUCACUUUCGUAAAGUGGGCUCUGCUAGCCACUUUAUACCCUUGCGAAACUCUUUAUGAGCUCGGCAAAGUCAUCGCGGACCUGGGACUGGACCGACGACCUUGCUUCAACAAGUAUGCCCGUUCGCACAAGACAACUCUGGAGAGCCUCGAGCUACCCAAUCCAUGGCAACUAGCGAAGCAAUGCACAGUAAGGAUUCGAAUCAUCUCUGUACUUGAGCUCGGGACAAGGAAUCCGAUCCGAAUUUUGCCUGAGAGCACGCCUGAACUGGGCCCGGUUGUCGCUUCAGAGCCCUCAGAAGAACCUCAAACUGAAGAUAUGAAUGGAGUUCCAGAUCACAUGAAUGUUUCGGGUCAUGUCAAAGACGCAUCCACAAACACCAUUCAGAUCGCAGAAAUCCUGUCGGUGCAAGUAACUCAAGCAGUUGUCGCCCGCCUCGAACGCGAGCGUGAUGCCGAUCGCAAAGAGAUGGCACAAUUAAGAGCAGAUGUCGCUCAACUCAAACACGAGCGUGCUGCUGAUCGCAAAGAGAUGGCACGACUGAGACAAGAGCGUGAUGCUGAUCGCAAAGAGAUGGUACGACUUGGACAAGCGCAGACUAAUCGCGAGAGGACUGAAAGACUUCUCGAAAGAAACCUUGACAAAAACACCGCGGCAAUCGAAAGCUAUCGUAGUGAUACUACAACUUCAUUGCAAAAAAUGCAAAACAAUCACGAAAAAUUCGAAGAAUUCGAACUGGAAAGGAUGUCGCAUCAGCAGAAGCUAGCAGCAUUAUUCCAAGAGCAUUAUGAGCGACUAGAAGUAGUGAAGGCAUCGUGA
Messenger RNA from Akanthomyces muscarius, 1314 nucleotides. RefSeq lists its product as uncharacterized. Bases 1 to 1314 code for a protein of 437 amino acids. NCBI's taxonomy places the organism in Eukaryota, Fungi, Ascomycota, Sordariomycetes, Hypocreales, Cordycipitaceae. The transcript has 5 exons. The record is from RefSeq and is a predicted model, not a curated record.